This is a messenger RNA of Cladocopium goreaui, 756 nucleotides long. NCBI's taxonomy places the organism in Eukaryota, Dinophyceae, Suessiales, Symbiodiniaceae. The record is from the annotation of a GenBank genome assembly.
AUGCGAACCCUGACUCAGAACCUUCACGACGACUUGACAGGUGUGGCCUGGACCGAGGAGGACUUCGAGCAGAGCCUGGAGAGGGCCCGAAACCUGUGGAGGGAAGUGUGGCCAGAGGCUAGCAUCAAAUUUCAGCGUGGCAAAUCCACAGAGGCUGCCCCUCCACCAGGUCUACCUCCACCCCGGUCAAUUGGGCCCAUUGCCACAGCACCAAUUGGGUCAAUUGCGUCAAUUUCGUCAUCUUCUGCCAGUGGCAGCAAGCCCCCGGCUGCCAAGCCCAUGCCUCGGCCUCCUUCAAAACCUACCAGGCCAGCUCCCAAGCCAAAGGAGAGGGAGGCAAUUAAGGAGGAAGGGCCACAGGAAGAGGCAGUAAAGACUGAGGGCGCAGACGUCAAGAAAGAGGAGGAGGUCACUGCGGCCCCAGGGUUUGGGCUUGUGGAUGAGCUCCAGGCCAUGACCCCAGCACAGAAGAAGGCGAAGCUCAGCCAGCCCUAUGUGCGGGAGAUGAUCCAGCAGCAGAUUACCUUCUUGCAGAGCUUGCUUGACAGUGAUCUUGAAGGUGGUGAUGGAUGGGAGGAGGUGUUGACUGAGCUCCUGGACGACUACAACAUCAACCAGGGUGUGCGCAGCAUGAUCCGCAAUGCCAAGGUCUCCAGGAGCCACAAGAUCAAGCUCAUGAUGAACAUGUUGCUGCGCUGGGGGAGCAAGUUCGAGUCAAAUGACUGGUUGCGCAACGCAAUUCGCAACUUGGCUUGA